Oreochromis aureus is the source of this 1110-nucleotide messenger RNA. Its product is annotated as C-C chemokine receptor type 1-like. NCBI's taxonomy places the organism in Eukaryota, Metazoa, Chordata, Actinopteri, Cichliformes, Cichlidae. Gene Ontology annotation, molecular function: chemokine receptor activity. Bases 58 to 1110 code for a protein of 350 amino acids. Gene Ontology annotation, cellular component: membrane. The transcript is spliced from 3 exons. Gene Ontology annotation, biological process: immune response; G protein-coupled receptor signaling pathway; chemotaxis. The record is from RefSeq and is a predicted model, not a curated record.
GUUGAAGUGUAAUUCCUGAAUUCACCUGAUUUGAAGAGACAUCACUGAGAUAUCACCAUGGCAGCAGAAUAUAAUGACACAGAAGACAAUUACGGCAAUUACAGUGAUUUUGAUUAUGGAGACUAUGCUCCAGCCAACUCCACCGAUGUACAGGAAUUCAGCCAAGUGUUUCUUGCUAUUCUCUACAGUUUGGUUUUCAUCCUGGGCUUCAUAGGUAAUGGACUAGUGGUGUGUGUCCUGGUGAAGCACCGCAACCAGAGCAACUUGACAGACAUCUGCCUCUUCAACCUGGCUCUCUCUGACCUCCUCUUCGUCUUCACGCUGCCUUUCUACUCUCACUAUGCCAGGGUCGGCCAGUGGACUUUUGGAGACUUCAUGUGCCGUUUGAUCUCCGGAUCUCACCACAUUGGCUUCUUUAGCAGCAUCUUCUUCAUGGUUGUCAUGACGCUGGACCGCUACAUGAUCAUCGUGCACGCUCACAGGGUUGCACGUUUUCGCACAAAGAGGGCAGCCAUCAUUCUGACCGUGCUCGUUUGGAUGCUGAGCUUGUUUGUCUCUCUGCCGGAUUUUAUCUUCAUACAGGAAACAGAGGAGUACCAGGAGUUUGGAUGUGACUAUCCAGAGGAGAACAAAGUCUGGGAGAGCUACAACCUGUUCACCACAAAUGUGCUGGGUCUUGUGAUUCCCUUGCUGGUGAUGGUAGGUUGCUACUCCAGGAUCAUCCCCAGGCUGGUAAACAUGAGGACCGCGAAGAAGCAUCGUAUCGUCAAGCUGAUCAUCUGCAUAGUGGUUGUAUUUUUCUUGCUCUGGGCUCCAUAUAACAUUUCCCUUUUCCUGGAGUUUCUUCAGGAAAGAGAAAUAAUCCUCAAUGAUGAAACCUGGUACAAAAAUGUAAAGCUGUCAAUAACAGUGACUGAGGCAUUAGCUUACACACACUGCUGUCUGAAUCCCAUCAUUUAUGCUUUUGUAGGAGAGAAGUUUAUGAGACGAGCCUUGCAGCUGCUGAAAAAGUUGAUGCCUGGUUACAGCAGAGAUUUGUCAGACAGCUCAUUCAGGAAAAGCUCAGUUAUGUCCAGGGGCUCUGAAAUCACCUCCUCCUUUAAACUGUAG